UGAAAAUCAUCAAUGUCAAGACACUUGUAUAAUAUAAUUUAAGCAAGUAAUUCUUAACAGCCUUAUUCGUAAUUAACAAUUAAAAAUAUUAGAAUACAUCAACCUUCUUAUCGUCAAAAUUAUAAUUAAUGUAGAGGAUAAACAUAAGAAAAAAAAGCAUCAGAAUAGCCAGUUAAAUAAAUGAGUCAGCCUUAAUCUAAUUUAACAGAAACAAAACCAAAUCCAUUAAUAAAAAUUCCAGAAAAAUCAUAGAUAACCUAACCAAAUAAUUUUGGAAAGAAAAAAAAUAAUAAUUAGUUAUAGAAAGUUGUUACAAGAAUGGAUAAAAAUAGCGAUGAUAUUGGUAUUCAUGGUAUUAAUAAUAAAAUUUAAAAUCAUUAAAAUACAAUAUAAAAAAUCUAAUCAAAUAGAUAUUAUAUUGAUGAUUUAAUUACAGCAUUUUAGGAUGAAACAGUUAGUUUUUCUAAGUUAUUUAGAGAUAAUUUUGUUAAUUCUUAUAAUUUUAUACCAACAAUAAAAUAGGUGUAAUUUUUUUAAGCUGAAGACAAAUAAAUAUAAGAAAAAAAAAUAAAAUUAGAACCCUAUCCUCAAAAUUUGAAAUGUAAAUAAAGUUAUAAUUUAUAUAUAUAGUUAAGAAGACAGUAAUUUUUGAUUUAGAUGAAACAUUAGUACAUUGUAAUGAAGAAGAGAGUAUGUGUUCAUAAAUAGUAUUACCUAUAACAUUUCCAAACGGAGAGAAAGUUAAUGCUGGAAUCAAUAUUAGACCUUUUGCUGAAAAGAUGAUAAAAUUAUUAAGUGAUGUAUGUGAAGUCAUGAUUUUUACAGCUUCUCAUGAAUGUUAUGCUAAUGAAGUAUCAUAUUAUAUAAUUUAAAGGUUAUCAAUCAUUUAGAUCCAUAAUAAAGAGUUAAAAGGAGGAUUUUUAGAGAUAGUUGUGUUACUGAUGAAAAUUCUACUUAUUAUAUUAAAAAUUUAGAAGUUAUUGAUAGAGAUUUAAAAGAUAUAGUGAUAGUUGAUAAUGCAUCAUAUAGUUUUGUGUAAUAAAAUUGAUUUAUUUUAGUCAUCAAUUAGAAAAUGGUAUACCUAUUAUCUCCUUUUAUGAUGAUAAAUAAGAUAAUCAAUUAAUUAAAUUAUAUAGGUUUUUAAUUCAUAAAGUUUUACCUUUAGAUGAUGUUCGAAUUUUAUUAAAGGAAUAUUUUAAAUUAGAUUAAAUUGAUUAAUUUUAAACAAUUGUUGAAGCAGUUGAAAAAAUGUAUUGUAUUGAAUGA
Paramecium sonneborni is the source of this 1266-nucleotide messenger RNA. The record is from the annotation of a GenBank genome assembly. Lineage: Eukaryota; Ciliophora; Oligohymenophorea; Peniculida; Parameciidae.